Messenger RNA from Mercurialis annua (annual mercury), 862 nucleotides. RefSeq names its product embryo-specific protein ATS3B-like. NCBI's taxonomy places the organism in Eukaryota, Viridiplantae, Streptophyta, Magnoliopsida, Malpighiales, Euphorbiaceae. Gene Ontology annotation, molecular function: protein binding. Bases 37 to 588 code for a protein of 183 amino acids. The transcript is spliced from 3 exons. The record is from RefSeq and is a predicted model, not a curated record.
GAUUUUGUGGCUUUGAGUGGCUCUCUAUCACUGAAAAUGGAAAAACUCUGUGCGAUGAUGCUUGGCAUAGCCAUGGCGCUGCAACUUUUAUUUUCAAUGUCAAAAGCCGAUGAUCAUCUUCUUCUACCUACAGAUGCUUUCAAUCUCACUAUACUCCAGAAAUUAGAGAGUUGUAGAUAUACGGUGACCAUAACGACCAGCUGUUCCUCUCCUGAAUACACUCGCGAUCGAAUCGAUCUUGCUUUCGGCGACGCUUCCGGCCACCAGAUAUAUGCAGCAAAUUUGGGAGGUUCGUCAAUAAGUAAAUUCAGAAGGUGCUCUUCUGAUACAUACCAUAUGAAAGGUCCGUGUACAUCUGCCGUGUGCUAUGUGUAUCUGUAUCGAAGCGGAAGUGAUGAUUGGAUCCCCGGAAGCGUCAAGAUUUACGGCUAUAAUUCAUUUCCGCCGCAAUUUAACUUCUAUAGAUCUAUUGAAAAUGGUACUUGGUCUGGAUUUAAUCACUGUGCUACUGCUAGUAGUGCUUCUUCUUCACUUGCAGGAUUGUUGUUGUAUCCCUUCCUGGCUCUUCUUGCUACUCUCAUCAUAUGAUGAUGUUCAAAUUUAUAGUAAUACGGUGUCCGGUUUGAGGUGGAGUUGUCGUAAAGCUGUGCUAGAAUCCUCUUUUAUACCGACUGAUAUAUCUCGCUCAUUUGUGUGCCUUUAUUAAUAAAAAAUCUGAGUUAAGCCGGCUGAGUCUAACCAACCGCGAAUCAAUUGAUCUUUGGUAUUGUUUGUAAGAUAAAUGUAUUACACGUUAUUUUUAAAAUACAAUAAUUUAUUAAUUAUUCAUUAUAUUUUAAAUAAUAUAUUUUGAUAUGUUCAA